Messenger RNA from Impatiens glandulifera, 3004 nucleotides. RefSeq names its product FT-interacting protein 3. The transcript has a single exon. The record is from RefSeq and is a predicted model, not a curated record. Lineage: Eukaryota; Viridiplantae; Streptophyta; Magnoliopsida; Ericales; Balsaminaceae. Bases 7 to 2967 code for a protein of 986 amino acids.
CCAGAAAUGACUAUCAAGGAGAAACUAGUUGUGGAGAUUGUCGGAGCCCACAACCUGAUGCCGAAAGACGGCGAAGGAUCAUCGUCGCCGUUUGUCGAAGUGGAGUUCGAGAAUCAGAGACAAAGAACCUCAGUUAAGUACAAGGAUUUAAACCCAGUUUGGAAUGAGAAAUUUGUUUUCUUUGUAACAGAUUCAGCCGAUCUCCCUUAUCGGACCCUCGAAGUUAACGUCUUUAACGAGAAACGUUCUAGUAACACCAGAAACUUUCUGGGUAGAGUUAGAAUUUCAGGUUCAAGCAUUGCUAGAGAAGGUGAAGAAAUGGCUCAGCUUCAUACACUCGAAAAAAGGAGUCUUUUUUCUCAUGUUCGUGGCGAGUUGAGUUUUAAGAUGUAUUUAUCGACUAAAGAAGAAGCUAAUAAUAAUCAAGUUCUCAUCAAUGGCGGCAUCAAGAAGAACAAAAAAAUGCAGCAGCAGCAGAAUGGGUCUGUCAUGGCGGUUCCAAGGCAGCAGUUUGGGCAAACCCAAAAACAGGGUAAUCAAAAUCAACAGCAACAGCAUAUCAUGAAGCCGAUUCAACCAGGUCCAUCUGAAAUGAAGCCGAUCAUUAUCCCCGCCGUCGGUCCCGGCGGCGGAGGAGGAGGGAUGCCUGGUUCUGGUUUGAACGAGUUCUCUUUGAAGGAAACAACACCCCACCUCGGCGGCGGCGGACUUAACAAAGACAAGACAAGUGCCACCUACGACCUAGUCGAACAAAUGCAGUAUCUGUACGUUCGUGUUGUAAAAACACGUGAAAUCUCUUCCCCCGGCGGUGGCGAGCUAGUGGCGGAGGUGAAGCUCGGGAACUAUAGAGGAAUCACAAAAAGGAUCGGAACCAGUUCCGGAGGAAUUGCAGAAUGGGACCAAGUCUUUGCCUUUUCAAAGGACUGUAUCCAGUCAACAACAGUGGAGGUUUUUGUGAAACAGAGCAACAAGGAUGAUGUCAUUGGCCGGAUUUGGUUUGAUCUGAACGAGGUUCCUAAACGAGCGCCGCCGGAUUCUCAGCUGGCGCCUCAAUGGUAUAGAAUGGAGGACAAAAAAGGUGACAAAUCGAGAACCGGUGAAGUCAUGGCGUCCAUUUGGUUCGGAACUCAGGCAGACGAGGCUUUUUCCGAGGCCUGGCAUUCGAGGGCGGCUAACGUUAACUUCGAUGGACUAUGUUCAUUGAAAUCUAAGGUUUAUCUUUCUCCUAAACUCUGGUAUCUUCGAGUAAACAUAAUCGAAGCACAAGAUAUCGUAUUGGGGGAGAAAGGGUCGUCUAUUAUGCGAUACCCGGAACUAUCUGCUAAGGUUCAUGUCGGAAAUCAGGUCCUUCGUACCCGGAUAGCUCCGGUUACGACGGGUCGUGUCUUAUCUAACCCGUAUUGGAAUGAGGACUUGAUGUUUGUUGUUUCCGAACCUUUUGAGGAUUAUUUGGUGGUGUCUGUUGAGGACCGGGUUGAGGUAGCGGGUCGGGUUCUGAUUCCAGUGGGGAAUAUUGAACGUAGACUUGAUGAUAAACAGGGAAAUUCGAGAUGGUUCAAUCUAGACCAUCAAUUUAAUGGGUUAUCUGAACAGAAAGCGGGUUCUCGGUUCGGGGCAAGAAUCCAUGUUCGAGCCACUCUGGACGGCGGUUAUCAUGUGCUGGACGAGGCAACUAUGUAUGUCAGUGAUGUCCGGCCAACUGCCAAGCAGUUAUGGAAGCCUCAUAUCGGAGUCCUCGAAAUGGGUAUUUUGGGUGCGACGAAUUUGAUGCCGAUGAAGAUUAAGGAGGGGAAAGGAGGGACUACUGAUGCUUAUUGUGUGGCGAAAUACGGGCCGAAAUGGGUCCGAACUCGAACGGUUGUUGAUAGUUUGGGUCCGAAGUGGAAUGAGCAGUAUACUUGGGAGGUUUUCGACCCAUGUACGGUUAUCACGAUCGGGGUUUUUGACAAUUCUCGGGUUUCAAACACUGGUUUGGGUUUGGGGCGGGAUUCGCGAAUUGGUAAGGUUAGGAUUCGUCUGUCGACACUUGAAUCGGAUCGGGUUUAUACCCAUUCUUACCCACUUCUAAUGCUUCAUCCAUCCGGGGUCAAGAAAAUGGGAGAGCUUCAUCUAGCUAUUCGAUUCUCGUGUGCCAAUAUGGGAAAUGUGCUUAACAUGUAUUCGUCGCCACUGUUGCCGAAAAUGCAUUACUUGCAACCGUUAUCGGUUAACCAAUUGGACAGCUUGAGGUAUCAAGCCAUGAAUGUGGUGACGACUCGAUUGGGUCGUGCCGAGCCUCCCAUGGGUCGGGAGGUGGUCGAGUACAUGCUGGACCACGACUCACACAUGUGGAGUAUGAGGAAAAGCAAGGCGAACUUCUUCCGGCUGAUGAGCGUGCUAUCCGGAAUCGUCGCCAUGGGACGUGUCAUCGAAGCCAUGCGGAAUUGGAACCGUCCUAUCUACUCGUCGAUCUUCACGAUCUGCUUCAUGAUGAUGGUUUUAGUCCCGGAGAUUGUAAUCCCGUCGAUGCUGGUGGUUUUAUCGUUGGUGGGAGCUUGGAGGUACAAAUCCCGACCGAGGAACCCUCCCCACAUGGACACUAAGCUGUCGUAUGCGGAGACGGUCCACCCCGACGAGCUGGACGAGGAGUUUGACUCGUUUCCGACGAGCCGGAGUGCGGAGAUAGUUCGGAUGAGGUACGACAGGCUUAAGAGCGUGGCUGGACGAGUUCAGACUGUGAUUGGCGACCUGGCUACUCAGGGGGAGAGGUUUCACGCGAUGCUGAGUUGGAGAGAUCCCAGGGCUUCGUUUCUAUUCGUGAUGAUAACGUUGGCAGCAGCAUUCGUGUUCUUUAUGGUGCCUAUAAGGUGGAUAGUUGCGAUGUGGGGGUUGUAUUAUCUGAGGCCACCUCGGUUUAGGAGUCGCAUGCCUUCGGUUGUGGUUUGUUUCUUCAAGAGGCUGCCCACAAAGGCUGAUAGUAUGCUGUGAGUAGUACUAGUAGUAUUGAAUUGAAUUUGGAUUUGCA